Messenger RNA from Orbilia oligospora ATCC 24927, 1923 nucleotides. RefSeq lists its product as uncharacterized. NCBI's taxonomy places the organism in Eukaryota, Fungi, Ascomycota, Orbiliomycetes, Orbiliales, Orbiliaceae. The record is from RefSeq and is a predicted model, not a curated record. The transcript has a single exon. The coding region runs from base 1 to 1923 and encodes 640 amino acids.
AUGAUUCGCCAAUCUUGGUCAAUACGUAUCGAAGCCCCCAAACCCCCUCCUCCUCCACCAAAGUCAACAGCCUCUAGGGUAGCACACUGGGCUGGACUACCUCAUUAUCGCCUUCCACGUUUUAAUCUAGCCGAUGAGGCGAUGCUUCAAGAGCUCCAAACGGAUGAACUUGAUGAAGAGGAUUAUGAGCUGCUUCCAACUCGUUCUUUAACGGCUGGGUCGAAAGCGCGACAUGAAGUCCAACUAGUCAAUGUACCGGACCGCAAGGGAUUUUCUGAUCGUGCCCCGAAACCAAAGAGGCCGGGUGGAAAACUUCAAAAGUUCAAAGCGUCGUUCAAAAGCAAGUCUAAGCAAACGCCACGCAUGGAUGAGGAGUCAGAAGAAGAAGAAAUCGCUGUUGGCCACACAGUUCCUCCUGACUUUGAUAGUAAUUCGGCCGACUACCCUCGCCAUCCCAGAACUCCAGACAGGUAUAUGCUGCCACUGUCCCGUGGAUCCUCGGGUCGAGAACGUAGGAACUCGAUGACGUCUGUGGGGGAUAGAACAGAGGGUCGCAUUUUUGGUGAUGUUGUUAAAGCACCAGUCGCUCUACGAAAGUCACCGCCACAAUUCUUACAGAACUGGGACGAUGACAGCCCUUAUAUUUACAACUAUACUAAUCGUACUCACGAUACUGACUAUUUAUACCCACCACGCUCUAGGCCAAUGAAUCGUACUAUGAGUAUUGCGAGUUCGUCGAGACUUCCUAUCUUGCAUGAAUCGCGCCAUGAGAUUUCUACAGAUGACUAUGGUAUUUCGCGAGGAUAUACCAUACCAUUGACCCAGCAAAGCCUCCCGGAUCCCCAAUUUCGGCAAAGGAAGGGUAACCAAAGUCAAAUUCCCGCAAGUCCGCAGGGUUCACCACAAAAGCGAGAAUCAUCCGCACCGUCAGUUGCUACUUCGCAACAAACUUCAGACGAGGCGGCAUUGACGGAGAUAAGCACUGAGAUACAGAUCGGUGGCGAAAGGAUGGGGAAAAGAUCACACACCCAACCGAUGCAUACAAUUGAGGAGUGGGUGCAGAAGAUUGGAACACCGCCAGAACUAAGCGGCACGCCUAAAACGAUUCCGUCUAAUGAAGUUGAGGUGGAAGAAUUGUUACCCCCCAAGAGGAAUACUUAUAUAGACGAGGUUUUCCAGGCUUCCCCGAUGCAUGAAGAAAUUGAGGACUCAGAAGUUCCAAUACCCGUGCCUACCGAAGCGUCACCCGAUCUUACUCCUGUAGCUCCCCAAGUUAGUCCCGAUGAGGUCGAAAGGCGACUUAGUGGGUAUUCGUCAUCUCCUGAAAUUGAGCACAUAGAAGUAAUUUCGCCAAAUUAUAAAUGGCCAACGGUGGAAGAUCUAAUGGCUGCCACAUCGCCAGUGAAGCGCGGGGCGACUGAGACCCAGACGUCGACGCCAAUAACUGUGGUACGGAUUCCACCUGCAGAAGGUGCACAGAUGCCUCUCCCGCCCAUUAAGGCUCCCCUACCGUCCCAACUUUCACCAGAAGGGCCACUUUCUCGCAUGCCCUCGCCCCUAGAAGACGCAUCUCCAUUACCGGUCGUUGCACCCCUGCGGUUUCCGCCACGGACUCCCACCCUUCCCUCCGGAUUGGAAGAAAAGGGUUCGUCAUUUUCAGGCCAACCCGAAUUAUUUCAACUUGAUCCAAGGGCUGCAGAGAAGCGGCGCAUGACAGUAGCAUUUGGAAUCACACCAUUACAACGCAGGGAGACCGCGGAACUUGCGCAGGAUGUUUUGAGACGAGUUAGCACUACUGCUAUUAGUGGCGAGGGAAGGAGAGGGAGUUUGGCGAGUGUAAUUAGGGUUGUUGAUGUACUGCUUGUGAACGAACGGGAGGAACAGUUGAGGAUGAUGAGGAGGGCUGAGAUGGCAUGGGAUUAA